Messenger RNA from Alternaria alternata, 900 nucleotides. Its product is annotated as NmrA-like family protein. The transcript is spliced from 2 exons. NCBI's taxonomy places the organism in Eukaryota, Fungi, Ascomycota, Dothideomycetes, Pleosporales, Pleosporaceae. The record is from RefSeq and is a predicted model, not a curated record. Bases 1 to 900 code for a protein of 299 amino acids.
AUGCUUAUCUUGAUCGCUGGGAUCACCGGCCUUGUCGGUCUCCCUUGUGCAAAGGCUGCGAUUGCUCGGGGACACAAGGUCAGAGGUCUAGCUCGCAGUGCUAGGAAGCUUCCGAAGGAAGUACACGAUCAGCUCGAAGGCUUUGAGCCCAUGGUUGGCCUGCACGAUAUUGCUGCAAUGGAUAAGGCCGUUGCGGGCGUCGAUGCCAUCAUUUGCGCUUUGGCCGGUUUACCCGAAAUGUUCUUAGAAACGCAACUGUUGCUUUUGCGAGCAGCUGAGCGUGCCGGUGUUAAGAUUCUCCAUGCCAGCUCCUGGAACUACGAUUGGAACCUCUCACCUGGAAGUCAUGAAAUCUACGACAUAAUUAAAGCUUUCGCUCACCAGGCCGAAUUGACCUCGACGAUCAAGCCUAUUUACAUGUUUACCGGCGCGAUCGUGGAGUGGUAUUUCAGGAAUAGCCCUCGCGAUUGGGACCCAAAAUCGAAGACGUUCAAUUUUUACGGGCCGUCGACGUUUCAAACGCGCUACACUACGGCUGAUAACAUUGCCGACUACACGCUCGAGGCAAUCACCGCUCCGGAUGCGGCCAAAGGAGGGUUCGUUUGCGUCCAGAGCUUUCAGGCCUCGCCGGAAGACAUUGCCAGUGCGUACAAAGCGGCAACGGGUGGCCGUGGGCAUGUCACUCUCAACUGUUUAGGAACGAUUGAGGAUGCAAAGGCAAAAUUGGACGAUGCGAGAGCCAAGUACGAGAAGAAAGAGUGGUACGAGUAUAUAUGGUAUUGUUAUCAGGUCCAUAUUCCGAGUCGGUCCUGGGAUUUUGAGCCAGUGGAUGUUGCUCGAUUUCCUAAUGUCAAGCAAACCAGCUUGGAAGAUUUCUUCCGCCAGAACUCAGAUGUUUAA